GUGGCGACAAGCUUGGCUUGGCCCCGCGGACCCUUGCGGUAGAUCCAAGGGUCGGAGUCGAGUUACGUACGUACAAAAGAAGAUCAAGGUAUUAGAGGCGAGAGGGCGCAACAGAGGGCGCGAGGGUCCUCUUCAGCUGGGCCUUGAGCUGUGACGCGGGCGGUGAUCAAUGGCGAGUCAGCCGCCAGUGGGUGUUGUAUAAGCCGCGUUUAGACGCGAGCACAGCGCUGUAUCAUGCCGUCGGAUCAGUGAGUGCAUGAUGAUGACGUUUACGGCGUCGUUUGUGAGAAUAGGUACGGAUGCAUCCCGAGGCGUAGACGGGCAGUGAUGGAUUUGCUUCGAGUUGUCAAGUGUUUUGUCACCGUGUAAGUCAUUUGUUUCAAUAAACGAUGCAUGGUCACUUGCGCCAGGAGGACAACGAUAGCAGCAACUUUUAGCUAACUAUUCGCGGUGAUUCGGUCAAAAAGACACGUCUGAAUACCAAUAAACUCGCUCUUCCGCAUUUUGAACCUCCAGAUGGGUGGUAUUGAGGCGCUCGAGACCCAAAUUGCUACAACGAAUUGUAGUACAGGGUAGGCCACCGGUGUUGGUGCUGAGACGACGCCAAUCCAAUAAACGCGUCGUAUGGUUUCAGCCCGCUGGCCCUUGCGUCAAAACGCGUCAGCCUCUGCCCUUUUGCACACUCCCUUCGCGCCUCUCUCCGCCGACGGCUCGUCCUCUCGACAGCCACAACGACCAUGGCGGCAGCGGCGUCAAUGGCAGCAGAUCCGAUCGUGUCCGCGACCAGCGGGCUUCUUCGCUCCCGGCUGGCCGCUGUGCUACCCCGGGGACGCCGGUUCCGCUUCCACCACGUCUCGACGCCGCCGUACAAGACGGACGCGCUCUACUCGGCGCCGCCCAACGAGCGCCCCGACCGGACCUACUGCGAGAACCACUUCCUCACCGUGUCCAUCGACGUGCCCGCCGCUGCGACCGCGUCUGAUGGCCAGAGCGGCAGCAGCGGCAGUAGCGACUCCUCGCAAAGGCGGGCGCGCGAGGUCAUCGUCCUCGGCAUAGAGGUGUUCGUGUACACGACGGCGCACGCGACGACACUCUUCGUGUCCAAGGCCGACUCGACCGGCUUCCUUGACCUCCUCGAGCUGCCCCGCGGCACCCCCAGCCCGAUCCGACACGUCUGCGCCGCCUUCGUCGGGUACCUGGUCGAGGUGCGCCGGCGCAGGGACGUGCAGCUCGUCGUCAGUCUGUUUGCCCGCGCGCAGAGCCAAUACCUCUUCCCCGGCAGCGUCGACUACGGCGGCAAGCACGUCCUCGAUGACCGCGGCCUCGUCAAGUGGUGGUGCCGCGUCCUCGACCCGCUGGCCGCCGACGUGUCGUGGAACAAGGGCGUCGUCGUCAAGGGCUACAUCGUGGUGCCCGGCCUAGACGACUACGAGACCCGCGUCUUCAUCCCCCGGACGCCGGCCGGCGCCCUCUCGCCGCACUGGACCAUCGGGCACCCGCUCGAGCGCAUAUCGCACUACACGCGCGAGUUCGACUGGGUCCCGCCGCGGUGCCUGAUCCCGAGCUUCCCCGACGACCCCAAGUCCCGCUUCCGCGACGAGCUCGACGAGGAGGCGGCGCGCUCGGGCGCCAUGCAGACGACGGGCAGUUGGCGCAGCGUCAAGACGCUCGACAUGUUUUGGGAGAUGAUGGCGUUUCGCCAGGAGUGCUCGAGCGGGAGGAUGACGGGCUUUAUCUGGCUCGUGUUUGACAAUGACAAGGACGACACAACGGUCGCGGCGGCGUCAGCGGAGGCGGAUGGAGAGCAGGCGGACGUCACGACGACACCCGAGACGCCAAAGAAGAACAAGACCUUGUCCAACGUGGCACCGAACACGACCCCCAAGAAAUUGUUUCCAGCCAAACCCGAAACCUCGGCAGAAUCCGCUGGCGCGGGAUCCAACGUCGCCGGCGGUCACGCCAAGGACAGGUCAGGCAAGGCCAAGAAAGACAGAAAGGGCCGCAAGGAGAAGAAGAUGCAGAAAAUGCGCGGCAUCGUCAAGCCCCGUCAGGCACGCGUCAAGACAGAGCAGCGAAACUACCUCCUCGACCGGCCGGCCACGAGCAAGUACUACCACUGGCCGGCGCAGGGCCGCGGCGAGCGCAUCGUCUCCGAGGGCGACUACAAGCGCGUCCUGGAGCUGCUCCUGCACCUCGACUUUUCCAAGCUGGACAAGGCGGCCGGCAGCUCGCGCCGCUGGCUUGUCGAAGCGGGCGGCGCGUCGGGCGGGCGCUGGGGGUUUGAGGUCACGGGCGAGAUGGAGAGUCCUGCUGGUGCCUCUGCUGCGAGCGGCGCCGGGUCGACGGUCAACGGCGGCACAGUCUCGACGGGAGAGACGCCAGCGGUGAACAACCUGUCGGGGCUUGUUAAGCGCAAGCGAGCCGAUACGGCCGAGGGUCAGCGGCCGCAGGGCGAGGCCGGAGUGAAUGUUUUGAGCGCGGGCCUGGUGAAGAAGAAGCCCAAGACCGAUGCCUGAUGAUGAUGCCGAUGGGACAGGGGCCAUGCCAUCCAUGCAACAUGAGGCGUACCCAUGAGCUGAUGAUGUAUUCCUUUUUCUUUUUCCGCAUUGCGACGGCGUUAUGAACAGGCGGGAAGGUGUACUUGUAUAGUUUUGGACAUGGGGGUGUUGAAACCGGGGACAUGGCGACUUACACGGGGUGUAGCAAUUCACUUUUGGAGGUUCAUGUUGAUUCCGGGAGGGCUUCCUCCUCAAUGUCAUGUACGAUAUGUCUGUAUAAAACCGCCUCCGUGUUAACAUUAGUAGUAGUAGC
Molecule: messenger RNA, 2811 nt
Organism: Purpureocillium takamizusanense
Lineage: Eukaryota; Fungi; Ascomycota; Sordariomycetes; Hypocreales; Ophiocordycipitaceae
Exons: 1
Coding region: 738-2516 (592 amino acids)
Biological process (GO): DNA damage response
Cellular component (GO): nucleus
Molecular function (GO): histone H3K56 acetyltransferase activity
Source: RefSeq, a predicted model, not a curated record